Messenger RNA from Haliotis rubra (blacklip abalone), 399 nucleotides. RefSeq lists its product as uncharacterized. Bases 22 to 381 code for a protein of 119 amino acids. NCBI's taxonomy places the organism in Eukaryota, Metazoa, Mollusca, Gastropoda, Lepetellida, Haliotidae. The transcript is spliced from 3 exons. The record is from RefSeq and is a predicted model, not a curated record.
CUAAGCCUGAAGAAAAACAACAUGCCUGUGGCAUUAAGGCAGACACACGGUAAAAACAAACGCAAGAUUCACACCAGCAACAUCAACAUGUCACACAGCAGUCGAGAGUUUCACCAACACUUUGUAAUGCCGUCAACAUCUUUCAGUGACAGAUGGACAACAUCCCCAUACUUUCCAACAGCAAUUGCUGUAUUAGCUGCAGUAAUUACCUUCAUUAUUGUCGGUUUCAUCUUCCACAGAAUGAAGGUGACGAUGGAGCAAAAGAGGAAAGGGGAUCAGCUUGUAAACUCAUCACAAACUAAGAGAUUAAUCGGCUCUUAUAAUUCCAAAGUGAUGAGUUUCAAUGAACCCAUUAUCAUUGAUGUGCCUGGAGAUUCAUAAAUAAAUGCAAGUUAUGAA